Messenger RNA from Cetraspora pellucida, 234 nucleotides. The record is from the annotation of a GenBank genome assembly. Lineage: Eukaryota; Fungi; Glomeromycota; Glomeromycetes; Diversisporales; Gigasporaceae.
GUGAACAUGGUUGGCACCCCGAAAUACUACAAAAUAUAUCACAAAAAAGACAAUAUGUCGUCGACAACUAUGUCAAAAUUGAAUCUGAACGACUUAAUUAUUUGCAUUUAAGUCAAGAUAAGCUUCGUAAAGAACUUUACCAAGGAUUACACGAUUCCUACCAAUUAGGGAUAACAAAUACAUCAGAAGUAGGAACUAAAACUAUUUUGCCAUCAUCCUUUAUGGGCAGUCCAC